AUGCCAAAAGACCCCACUGUCCCCCGGACCCGGACGGCGACUUCUGCCCCGAAGGCACGGGCCGGGGCGUCUUCUGUUCAGCCAACUCGAGCGUUUCCCCCGCGUACCAACAAUCAACCUCGAUCCUCAAACCAAAGAACGCAGCAGUGGCCAGCGAUACUUCCCCCGCGUGGCCCGGAAAAACAUCCGCAGGACGACGAGUCUGACGUUGUCCACGCCAAUUGCAAUACUAUUUUCAAGAAGGCUGACCAAGAUCGUCGACAGCUCACAUCACAACUAAGGGAGGCCACGGAUGCUACGCGGAGGGGGAACUCUGAACUUCUUAAUCACGAGGGAAAACACGUCGAUCAAGACUAG
Molecule: messenger RNA, 357 nt
Organism: Penicillium arizonense
Lineage: Eukaryota; Fungi; Ascomycota; Eurotiomycetes; Eurotiales; Aspergillaceae
Exons: 2
Coding region: 1-357 (118 amino acids)
Source: RefSeq, a predicted model, not a curated record